AUGUCGAUACAGGCAACGCCGGUAUUUGACCGUGAUUACCUACCGUCUGGAGGCCUGUCUAUCUGUUUGCAAGACGACGAAAACGACGACGAAAUACUAUGUUCAUCAAUAGAGCACAUUCCAGACGUUGCAAGGGACAUCCGCAAAGAUCCCGGGUUUCGCCAACUACCUCAACAGGUUGCUGUUCUUAGGAAGCAGAUAGAAGAUAUGAAAAACGACCGAAAGAAAAAUAGUUCCUCAUUGAGGAAGACUCGAACAGCCAUUGUUGAUGAAAUCAAAGCAAUUCGUAAAAUGAUCAACGGCAUUCUUGACAAGAUGGAGAAAACAACCGUUCAAGAAUUAGACCGUCUGGUAGCUGAUCAGGAGCUGUCCAUUAAGAAAGAUAUGGAAUCCUGCACACAGAUGCACGAUGAAUUAAAGAACAUCAUAGAUGACAUACAAAGCAAAGACUCAUCAGGCGAACCACCCCUAUAUAUUGGUUUCAAAAAAUGUGAAGAAAAAAUCAAACAAGCAAAAGAAAUUCUGCAAAACAUGUCAAGUGUUGUCAAAUACGAUUUAACUUUUGGUAAACAUAAUGGAAUAGAAGAUAACUUGUCUUCGAUGAAGACAUUUGGAGAGUUAAAUGAAUCGAAUGUUUUUGGUGCACAACCACGUUCAUCGCUAUUCCCGCGAGAUCAUGUAUUUGCUACAGAAGGUUACAAGGAGUACAACGUGAAGAUGAGUUCAGACAAAUAUAACUGUGAUAUUGAAGGGAUAUGUGGACUGCCUGGUGGAGAGAUUGUUAUUACAGACCCAAAAAACAGUAAAGUGAAACUCCUGGACCAGGAGUACAGGGUUGUCGACCACUGUGAUGUUCCUAAGUAUCCAUUUGACGUGUGCCACAUUGGCGGGAAUGAGGUUGCCGUUUGUGUUAACAAUGAUGAUAGACAUGAACUUCAUUUCAUUAACAUUACAAAAGGGAAACUUGUGACUACGAGAAAGUUAAGUUUCUCCCAUGAAUGUUACGGCGCAGCUCAUCACGGGAGCAACCUUUACAUUUCAUCACGCACCGCGCUGUACGUCUAUACGAUGACGGGGAAGCAGGUGAAGAAGCUGUACGAGGAUAAGACCGGUGGUGACACGGUGGAGAGAAUUGCCAUCAGUAACGACGGGAAGACUAUCUACAUCACAAACUUCUCAAACGAUCAACUUAUCACCCUGGACAACCUCGGCAACAAGCUGACCACAUUCACUGAUCCUGACUUGAGGGGACCUUGGGGAGUACACGUGACAACUGCUGGACACGUGUUCGUCUGCUGCUAUAAUUCCGACACAGUGCUGCAGGUUGACAAGGACGGGAAGACGAAGUUGGCCACACUGGCAAGGAAACAAGACGGAGUGCACUACCCUCGAGCUGUGUACUCCAGCAGUCGUACUUCCUCCCUGGUUGUCGGCGGAUACAAAGACACGCUUCUCGUUAUCAACGUACGAUAAACAAUAACAAUAGAUUCACUUACAAGUAACGAAAGAGAUCAUUAUUAUAACUGUUUUUUUUUAACUUAAACAUUUUGUGUUAGUAUUAGUUAACACGGAUAAAGAUUGUUCACUUUAACACACGAGUCAUAUUUGCUUUAACAUACAUAUACAUUUAUAUGUUACGUAUUACGCUUGCUUUUUGCUACAACGUUAUAAUGUUGAUCGUGCGCAUUUUAUUCAACUAUAUCAAUCUUGAUUUCAAAAUGUUAUUCACAUAUGUUAUAUA
Messenger RNA from Mya arenaria, 1741 nucleotides. RefSeq lists its product as uncharacterized. Gene Ontology annotation, molecular function: protein binding. The record is from RefSeq and is a predicted model, not a curated record. Lineage: Eukaryota; Metazoa; Mollusca; Bivalvia; Myida; Myidae. Bases 1 to 1473 code for a protein of 490 amino acids. The transcript is spliced from 2 exons.